Fusarium vanettenii 77-13-4 is the source of this 1668-nucleotide messenger RNA. RefSeq lists its product as uncharacterized. The record is from RefSeq and is a predicted model, not a curated record. The annotation marks the transcript as partial. Gene Ontology annotation, biological process: regulation of membrane potential; sodium ion export across plasma membrane; proton export across plasma membrane. Gene Ontology annotation, cellular component: plasma membrane. Lineage: Eukaryota; Fungi; Ascomycota; Sordariomycetes; Hypocreales; Nectriaceae. Gene Ontology annotation, molecular function: sodium:proton antiporter activity. The transcript is spliced from 3 exons.
GCCUUUGUGAUUCUGUAUGGCAUCAUAUCGGUCAAGAUCAGACAGUCAUGGUAUCUAGGCAUCGCUCGUGAGUCUCUAUCCGCACUAGAAGAACAGUGCAUUAACAUUACAUCGAUUGCAGUUCCAGCUGUGGUAAUCGGAAUCAUACUCGGGCCUGUGGCUGCCAAGUUCAUCGAAGCCGAUAAAUGGGGUGCUGGUCAUGAGGGCCAAACGCGGAGCAUCACACUGGCAAGUCUUCCACUUGUCAUGAUCGGUCUCCAACUUGUCAUGGCAGGUUAUCAACUCCCGGCUCGAUACUGCCUCACCCGCUGGCGGGAGAUGGCACUCUGCUUGCUACCUAUCAUGACCAUCAUGUGGAUCUGCACGACACUCUGCGUGAUAGCGACUGUGCCUAAGCUCACGGUUCUUUCGGCUUUGGUCAUUGCAUCCUGCGUUACUUGUACCGAUCCGGUUCUCUCGCAGGCCAUAGCCAAGGGUCCUUUCGCGGACAAGUUUGUGGCGCGUCCCCUGAGAGAGAUCAUCUCGGCCGAGGCUGGAGCGAACGAUGGGUUCGGGUUUCCGUUCUUGAUGCUCGCAGUGUACAUAAUGCGCUGCACAGGAGGGGGAGGAGUGGAAGAGCGGGCUAACGACACGGAGGUGUUGCUCUCCCGGACCAAGGAAUCAGAAAUGGGAGUCGGAGUGGCCCUCAAAGAGUGGUUUCUCGAAACUUGGCUAUACAUGAUGAUUCUAUCUGUGGUAUAUGGAGCCGUGGUUGGAUAUCUCUCUCGGAAGAGUAUUGGCUUCUGUUUGAAACGGCAACACAGUAAAUGGAUCGAUAACGAAUCUUUUCUCCUUCUACCUACCGCUAUAGGGCUGUUCAUUGUCGGAACAUGCGGGGCCAUCGGCACGGAUGACUCGUUGGCCUGUUUCGUGGCAGGGUGCGCUCUUAACUGGGACGGACACUAUCUCACCGAAUCUCAACGCCGUUGCGACGAAGUCAACACAAGCAUACAGAUGCUUCUCAACUUUGGAGGCUUCUUUUAUAUCGGCACGGUAUUACCCUGGUCUGCCUUCCAAGACCCUGGGGGCACAGGGCUCACCUAUGGCCGGCUCUUUGGCCUUGGCUUUAUGGUGCUCUUUCUGCGUCGGAUCCCGGCCAUGCUCGUGGCGUAUAAGCUGAUGCCAAAAGUUUGCAAGAACUACAAGGAAGCGCUAUUCAUGGGUUAUUUUGGACCGAUCGGAGCUGGCGCCGUCUUUUACAUCGAAUACGCUCGAGAAGUCCUGCCUGAAUUCGGCGAGGGGAACACAGAAGAGACAGACCUGGUACUGGCGAUUGGUCCUGUCGUCUACUGGCUCGUCUUAUUCUCUAUCAUCAUUCAUGGGCUAUCUAUCCCAGCUCUUGAUGCCAUCUACACUUUUUGCGGAGUUAAACCCAUUCACGAUGACGCAGUCGAGAUUAGGAGAUGUUCUCGUCUGUCCGCGACGCCGGUGAAUGGGACACCACUCGGACGAGACUCUUUUCUUUUGUUCAAUCGGUUUAGUAGACCGGUCAUGGAAGAGGAGGGGUUGCCGGUGAUUGAGGCUGCUUCUACCAGGGGGUCUUGGACUGAGGGCGCUACGGAUAGUGAUGAGGAGCGGAAGAGUUCAGACUCAAGGAAUAAUGUUGGGGCGGAGCGCCGAGUUAUUUGA